This is a messenger RNA of Lactuca sativa (garden lettuce), 1042 nucleotides long. RefSeq names its product UDP-D-apiose/UDP-D-xylose synthase 2. Lineage: Eukaryota; Viridiplantae; Streptophyta; Magnoliopsida; Asterales; Asteraceae. The record is from RefSeq and is a predicted model, not a curated record.
AUAUCCGAUCAUAUACAGUCCAUCGAGAGAAAAUCUAGCAGAAAGCUACUCAUCCCCGGAGAUUUAGCAUGGCGGCAUCGUCGGCGAGGGUAGAUCUGGACGGAAAUACGAUAAAUCCGUUCACAAUAUGCAUGAUUGGUGCCGGUGGAUUCAUUGGCUCACACUUGUGUGAGAAAUUGUUGACGGAGACGCCGCACACUGUCUUGGCGGUGGACGUUUACAAUGACAAAAUCAAACACCUUCUCGAGGGGCCGGAUUCCCUUCCUUGGGCUGGUCGCAUCCAGUUCCACCGCCUCAACAUUAAGAAUGAUUCGCGCCUCGAAGGUCUUAUCAAGUGCUCCGAUCUGACAGUAAAUCUAGCCGCGAUCUGCACACCGGCGGACUACAAUACGCGUCCUCUUGAUACGAUCUACAGUAAUUUCAUCGACGCUCUCCCUGUGGUUAAGUACUGUUCAGAGAAUAACAAGCGGCUCAUUCACUUCUCCACUUGUGAAGUAUACGGGAAAACCAUUGGUAGCUAUCUUCCCCAAGAUAGCCCCUUGCGACAGGAUCCUGCUUACUAUAUCCUUAAAGAAGAUACAUCCCCUUGCAUUUUUGGCCCAAUUGAGAAACAAAGGUGGUCUUAUGCAUGCGCAAAACAAUUGAUCGAGAGGCUAAUCUAUGCUGAGGGUGCUGAAAAUGGCCUUGAAUUCACCAUUGUUAGACCUUUCAACUGGAUGGGCCCUAGGAUGGAUUUCAUUCCAGGGAUUGAUGGUCCCAGUGAAGGUUUUCCCAGGGUUCUUGCUUGCUUUAGCAAUAAUCUUCUCAGACGUGAGCCUUUGAAGCUAGUUGAUGGUGGUGAAUCUCAAAGGACCUUUGUCUAUAUCAAGGAUGCCAUUGAAGCUGUUCUUUUGAUGAUUGAGAAUCCUGCUAGAGCUAAUGGUCAUAUCUUCAAUGUUGGAAACCCCAAUAAUGAAGUUACAGUGAGGCAGCUAGCUGAAAUGAUGACCAAGGUUAGUGAAAAGGGUAUUUUGGGAAAGUAAAAGUUUGGUCCUGUCCUAAG